AUGGACAUGGACAUGGGCGAAUAUGAUUUUGAUGGGGGUGCUGAUGACAUUUCUGGUGAUGACAAUUCUGUGGGAGAUGGUCAUGGUGAUAACAGUGACCAAUUGUUAACAAAGGAAAAUAAUGAUGGGAGAAAUGCUCAACAAUCAUCAAGCAAAUCGAUUGAUCAUGACAUGCCAGACUUGUCAACAAGUGGUGGAUGUGACAAUCCAAACAUUGAUCAGAAUCCCUUAAAAAGGAUGGUUGUUAAGGCGGUUCUAGAUGCCCUCAGAAUAAAGCACCAUAGUGGAGUAUCUGUAAAAACGUUUGAGGAUGUUUUGGAAUAUGGGAAAAAGCAGCUUUUCACAUCUCUACGUGAAGAUGUUGAUGUGGAAAUUUUAACUACUUUGUGGCCAAAGAGUUGGAAUGAUGUACAAUUGCUAUUAAAGGAAGAGGGAUUUGAAGAUGCUAAAGAGUUUUAUAUUUGUUUCUGUCGUGAUGAAAAAGAGCUAACCAGAGAUGGCAAAUCUACAAAGAAAUUUGUUUACAAUGGAAAGUACAGUGUCAUGGAGAACAAACAUGACAAUUGUUCUCAUUGCGGCUGUGCAGGCUACUUGAAGUAUUUGUACCUAGGUCUUGGAAGUAAAGUAAAGAAUUGGUUUAGAAAUAAAGUUAUGUGUAAAAAAAUGCUUCAUCAUUGGCUUGAAAGAGAACAUUGGAUGGGGAAUAGUGAAGGGUGGGAAAUAAAGAAAGAAAUGUGGGACGGUAAGAGAUGGGCCGAACUUCAGUGGUUUUGGAACCCAAACUGUGUUUGGGCUCUACCCACACGCUGCAUACACUGUGACAUUCCUAUAUCAGCAGAGCACUUGAUGAACUCACCAGCUCAUGAUUUGGAAAAUGACAUCAAGGUUGUUGAAUGCCCUAUUUGUUUUAAAAAUUUUGAACAUUCUAUUAAAUGGGCAAAUGGUUCUCCCUUGAACUUAGGACUGAUUGGACAUUUUGAUGGCUGGCAGCCAUUUGGCACAAGUUAUAGAGGAUCUGGUUCUUUAGAGGUUACUGUUGCCAAUAUGCGAAAGAGUGAAAGAAACCAUGUCAAUGAAGUGUAUGUUGUAGGGUUUGUGCCAUGCUCUGACAUUCCAAACAAUCUACCUUGUGGACUGGAUCCUUUCUUAGAUCCUUUGAUGAACGAUCUUUGUGAUGGAUUUAUUGAAGGUUUCCAAGUAUGCUUCCCAGCAGAAGUUGAAAUUGAACAGUACAAACCUUCUCCAGAAGAAACAGUCAGACUGUUAUUAGUGUGCUGGACUGCUGACCAUCCAGGUCAAUGCGAAGUGGGGAAGUUUUUGAACCAAGGCAAGUGUGCGUGUCGCCGUUGUAAGUUGGUGGGCCAGCACUUGGAGAAUAGUUCAAAUACACAUUAUUAUUAUGGAGAAAACCGUCUCCAUUGUAGGGAUCCCUGGGGUCAGAGGGAGAUUGAAUUAGAACUUGAAACUCUUUUUGACAUUGAGAAUGAAACAAGGUCAUCUGUCAGAAAAAGAAUGUCUUCAGAGAAAGGUUUCACUGGCAUAUCAAUUUUUCACAAGUAUCUUUACCCACUUUAUGGAUUUAACAUUUUGUAUCAUCUUGUCUAUGAUGUCUUCCAUACUGUUCCUCUUAACGUUGUCAAGAAUCAACUUGGCAGAACUUUAGAUCUAGGAAUGAUAAACAAAAUCAAUUUGGAUGAACAAAUUCAAAACUUUCCUUGGACACAUGAAUUUAAGGAUGGGAGACUACCAAGACAAAUUGGAAAGGAUUGUAAAGGUAUUGGCUACUGGAAGGCUGAAAGUUUUCAAAAAUUUGGUUUCCCUAUGGCAGAAUGCAUUUUGGAAAGUCAUAUUAGCAGUCCAAAGGAAUUUGAAAUUGUGUGUCUUGUGGCAAGAUUAACAGAGUUACACUUUCAUGAUGGAAGGAAUGGAUGGACACCUACAAUGAUUGAGUUGCAUCGAAAACUGGCCUGGCGAUUAAACAUACAAGUGGAAGAAGUGCAAGGCUUAGAAAUGUGUACAAUCUCAUUGCACAACUUACUACAUAUUCAUGAAGACAUUACAAAUUUCUCGGCUCCAGAUAAUGUCUGGUGUGCUGUCUUUGAAAGGGCCGUAAAAGAGUAUGUAAAGAAAUCAAACAAUGGAAAGUGUAUUGAAGUCACAUUUGCCCAUGUAGAGGCAAUAAGAGAAUACUUAAAGUCAGUUGAGGAGUGUGACCAAACUUUACCUAAUGGAAAGCAUGAUAUUUCCCUGGUAAGUACAAAAUUUUUAAUUCAGUAGUAAGUUGAUUUUGCACCAAUAAUGUUUUCUAAGGGAGAUGAGGGAAAUGGUUUCCUCCCAUUAUUGUCACUGGGGAAUGGCGUUCCUCCCAAUGAAACUUGGAAUGGCCUUCCCCUGACAGGACUGACUGGAGUGAACAACAUUUUUCUGGUAUGAUAUUAUCAUAGAUUAUAGUAGAAUUUAGUUAGUAUGAAUUGUUCAUAGAUCAUUGUCAUGGAGUUCAUAUGAUUCAAGGCUUAUUGCAUGUUGUCGAUUUCAGACUACUUUUCAACGAGCAGUUCGGAAGAUCGUUUCCAACUUGCCAAUUAUGUUUCCAAGUUCGGAAGUUGAGUGUGAACUUCGCAACAAAAUUCGCAAUUUAGUUCAUUGACUUCAAAUUGUUGUUGUUUGAAACUUUGGAAUGUUUAUUGAAAAGUUCCAAAGCUCGUUUCGAAGUUCGUUCCGAUUAAUUAUGAUGAUCGAGCUUUGUAAGUUGUGAUUGACGUCACUGAUCUGCGCUCGAUAUAAGCCAUUGUCUUGUUCACUGUUUUAAUAAUACUUAGGAUUAUCAUAAAUUCUGCUAAUUAAACUGAAUUUUGCUUUCGAUUAAUUUGAUUAGGGGAUUGCAAACUCCAAAGAAACCUGUCAGAUACUUUCUCAAAUAGAACCUCCUCCCAGAGAAGCCUUCCUCAUAGGUUCCAUGAAAAAUAUCAAGGCAUUGGAUCAGGUAAACUGUGACAUGAUAGCUGAACUCCUGUCUCUUCCUCCUUGGAAGGUUCCAGUAGCAGCAUAUGUUUGCAAGAGAUGUUUUAAGAAAAAUGUUGGAUUCAAUGGAACUGUUUUUGUUGCUGGUGAUACAGUAAUUGUUGCAGUUGAUGGACAAGAAAUUGUAAUUCAACUUCAAGAAUUUCUGUCUGUCAAUGGUGGUGAUAAUUUAUACAGUCUUUUAGCCCAAGGAAUUUGUUAUCCAAUUCAGCUAAAAGACAAUGGCAGUGCUGACACAAACUAUUGGAGUGGGUUUGUCAAGGUUAAAUGCCAGCCGCUUCACAAUUCCAUGAUUUUUAAUGUCAAGGAUAUUCGCAGGAAAGUAAUUCUUUACCCCUCAUGUCAUGACAAUCUGUUGACUGUAGUCGACUAUAUGCGACAUUUGAGGUGCUUUCCAUAUGAAUUAGUCAUACCUGUCUAUCCUAAAGUUGGUGACAUGGUACUCAUUCAAGGUGAAUCUAAUGAAGAUAUCUGGCAUGGUCACAUCCAAAGUGUUGAUCUUUUAGCCAAGAUGGUGGAUUUGUUUUUCUAUAUUCCCAGUUUCAGAAAUCAUCAAGAUGACAUUUAUGUUAGAGAGACUCGUGGUAGGGGUGCAAGAAACACUGUGCAUUGGCAAUCAAUAAUUGGUAUUGCCGAAGGGCAUUGGAAUAGCCCUUCUUCUACAUGGGUAAAGAAGGUAUAA
Paramuricea clavata is the source of this 3703-nucleotide messenger RNA. NCBI's taxonomy places the organism in Eukaryota, Metazoa, Cnidaria, Anthozoa, Malacalcyonacea, Plexauridae. The record is from the annotation of a GenBank genome assembly.